Molecule: messenger RNA, 396 nt
Organism: Staurois parvus
Lineage: Eukaryota; Metazoa; Chordata; Amphibia; Anura; Ranidae
Source: the annotation of a GenBank genome assembly
CCUCCACAUCAUGUGAUUCAGGUGUUCCAAUCCCCUCCAUAUCAUGUGAUUCAGGUGUUCCAAUCCCCUCCAUAUCAUGUGAUUCAGGUGUUCCAAUCCCCUCCACAUCAUGUGAUUCAGGUGUUCCAAUCCCCUCCACAUCAUGUGAUUCAGGUGUUCCAAUCCCCUCCAUAUCAUGUGAUUCAGGUGUUCCAAUCCCCUCCCAAUCAUGUGAUUCAGGUGUUCCAAUCCCCUCCACAUCAUGUUAUUAAGGUGUUCCAAUCCCCUCCACAUCAUGUGAUUCAGGUGUUCCAAUCCCCUCCACAUCAUGUGAUUCAUGUGGUCCAAUCCCCUCCACAUCAUGUGAUUCAGGUGUUCCAAUCCCCUCCACAUCAUGUGAUUCAGGUGUUCCAAUCC